This is a messenger RNA of Echinops telfairi (small Madagascar hedgehog), 1994 nucleotides long. RefSeq names its product glycosyltransferase 8 domain containing 2 (gene GLT8D2). The coding region runs from base 332 to 1417 and encodes 361 amino acids. Gene Ontology annotation, molecular function: glycosyltransferase activity. NCBI's taxonomy places the organism in Eukaryota, Metazoa, Chordata, Mammalia, Afrosoricida, Tenrecidae. The transcript is spliced from 10 exons. The record is from RefSeq and is a predicted model, not a curated record. Gene Ontology annotation, cellular component: Golgi apparatus.
AGCCAGAACAGCCUGCCCGGCACAUCUGGAAAUGGUUUCAGGGGCCUCUUUGCCAGGUUCCCAUAGCAGCUGCGCACACGGGUAGAAGAAACCUGACCCUAUCCAAAGUCUACGCAAGCCAAGGAGCGGGUGGAGCAGAAACACUCUCCUGGAAACGUCAUAUUGGCCUAGCCCUUUGGGAUUUCCAAGUAGAUCUUUAGAAGCGGCAGAAGCAGACUGAAGGGCCACAGCCCUGGCCAGCCAGGAUUUGAACGCCUGCCCUGCUGCUCCUCUGGACCACCAGCCCUGCCCUCAUCAUUCACCAGGUCACAGUGCUUAUCCAAGAACACACAUGGCUCUGCUGCGCAGAAUCAACCAGGUCCUGCUCUUCCUUCUGGUUGUGACCCUCUGCAUGAUUCUGUACAAGAAAGUUCACAAGGGGGCUGUGCUCAAGAACGAAGCUGGGAUGCUCCUGGGCACUCUUUCGAUGUUUCCAGAUGAUGGCUCCGAGACUCCUGAAGAAUUAGACGAGGAGAUCCCCGUGGUGAUCUGUGCUGCGGCAGGGAGAAUGGGUGCCGCCAUGGCUGCCAUCAACAGCAUCUACAGCAACACGGAUGCCAAUGUCUUAUUCUAUGUGGUCGGACUCAGAAACACUCUGUCUCGAAUACGAAAAUGGAUCGAACAUUCUAAGCUGAGAGAAAUCAACUUUAAAAUCGUGGAAUUCAACCCGAUGGUCCUCAAAGGGAAGAUCAGACCCGACUCGUCAAGGCCUGAAUUGCUCCAGCCUCUGAACUUUGUCCGAUUCUAUCUCCCUCUGCUUAUCCAGCAACACGAGAAAGUCAUCUAUGUGGAUGAUGAUGUCAUUGUACAAGGUGACAUCCAAGAACUGUACGACACCACCUUGACGAUGGGCCAUGCAGCUGCUUUUUCCAGUGACUGUGACUUGCCCACCGCUCAGGACCUAACCAAACUGGUGGGGCUGCAGAACACAUACAUGGGCUAUCUGGAUUACCGGAAGAAGUCCAUCAAAGACCUUGGCAUUAGCCCCAGCACCUGCUCUUUCAAUCCUGGUGUGAUCGUUGCCAACAUGACGGAAUGGAAGCACCAGCGCAUCACCAAGCAACUGGAGAAAUGGAUGCAAAAAAAUGUGGAGGAAAACCUCUACAGCAGCUCCCUGGGUGGAGGGGUGGCCACCUCGCCACUGCUGAUUGUGUUCCAUGAGAAAUACUCCGCCCUCAACCCUCUGUGGCACAUUCGGCACCUGGGCUGGAGUCCAGAUGCCAGAUACUCAGAGCACUUUCUGCAGGCAGCGAAAUUACUUCACUGGAACGGAAGGUAUAAACCCUGGGACUUCCCAAGUGUUCACACUGACUUCUGGGAAAGCUGGUUUGUUCCUGAUCCUGCAGGGGUAUUUAAACUCCAUCGCCACAAUAGCUGAACUUGACAUUUCAAAAGCUUUCUGUAUAAAAAUGUGGGACUGACCAGUUGUGCCCAUUUGAACAUUAUACUUCUGAACACAACUUUGAUACAUAGAGCCCAUUUUAGGAAACCAAGAGAAAAAAAACACUGUAUACAAAUUGUAACAAUACAAUCUUACAGGAAAACCAAGUUAACAUAUUAAGGAGAUAAAUUAUAGAAAACAAGAACUCCUAUAAACUCAUGUGUAGGCAGAUAAAUGGAUACAACUCACUUGGGAGCAAUAGGCCAUGUAACCCCACGUUUUCAGUAUUUUCUGUAUCAAAAUGUGUAAUUGCCUAUGUGUACCCACGAUGGCACGCUCCUUUAUCAGCAGUACUUGGUGCAUGCUAGAAAAUAACAAUAAAGAAACUAUUUUGUGUAAAGUAUACAGGCAUCGGUUUAUUUAGGUAAAUUGAAGUGGUUCAACGUUAUGGAGAUAAAGAUUACGUGAAUGCAAUAAAUCGUUGGACAGAAAUACUUGAAUCUAUUAGCAAUCAGUUGGCUUAACCCUGAAGGGCAAUUAGAUUCACAAAAUUAAAAACUUUUCUAAUGAAAUA